GUAGUUGCGGCUCCACUUCUCGCCUCCGACUUGUUUGAUCUUGAAUCCCCUGUCGAAGAUGUCGGUCAUCGUCAUCGACCAGCGAGCCCCGAUCUUCACCGUCGCCAUCAACUACUUCACCGUCCAGACCACCGUCACUUGCCGCGCAAUCGACGUCGAGAGGUGGAUCAUCCAAAUCCUCCAAAAGCACCGCAACCACCUCCACGGGCUCGUUGUCGGCCUGGACGUCGAGUGGUGUGGCGACAGAAGCAUCCGAAACCGCGUGUCUGUCCUCCAGAUCUGCGUCGGCUUCCGUUGCCUCGUCUUCCAAGUUAUCCACGCGGACUUAUUUCCCCCGAAUCUCAUCUCCUUCCUCAUCGACCGGCGUUUCAUAUUCGUCGGCGUCGCGAUCCUAAACGAUGCCGAGCGGAUCGCCCGAGGCUUGAACCUCCUCGUGGGCAACACCGUCGACCUGCGUGCCCUCGCCGUGCAUAAGAUGCGGCGGGUAGAUCUGUGGCAUGCGGGGCUCCAGCAGCUCGCGGCGGAGGUAUUGAGGUUGCAAGUGGUAAAGCCGUAUGCAGUCACCAUGAGCAACUGGGAGAACUACAGGCUUAGUAAUGAACAAAUUGCCUAUGCCUGCGCCGACGCCUUCCUCUCCUUCGAAAUCGGGAAGCGCCUCCUCAUUGGAUAAUUCUGAUUCUUCUGAAAAUGAGGGUAGAAAUCACAACCGACUUACUUUUUUUUAGCUACUUUUCUUGAAUGCUCGCCUUCUUUUUGUUAAAAUUAGGGUUUUAAGAGGCUUAAUUUUGAUCUUGCGUGUCUCUUGAAUUCUACAACUGAUUCUUGAAAUUUGGUGGGAUUGCAAAUCGUUGUCUUAAAAUUUAUUGGGGAACGAACCAGGGUGGCCUUUGUGCAGGCCUUUGUUUCGUGCUAUAUGCUCGGUUCUAUGAUUGCCUCGUCUUAAUGCCUGACCUCAGAAUACAGAAUGCUCUGCUUUUAGGCUUUUUAAGACUAUCGCAGAGUGCAUGAUAUGCUGGUAAAAUUGGAUUCUAGUGCAACCUUCUCUUUUGGAUUAUAUAACUUACAGUGUUGGUAAUUUACGGCGCAUCCAUCCUUUCACCAGUUAGAAAUUUAGCUAAUGAGUUGCCUUUAAGUUUGGAUAGACUAUUUAGAUUUAGUUUUGUUAGGAAGUUAUUUUGCAUUGUAAAUAAAAUUUGGAGAUUUUAUGUACAGAAUUGAUUUUAAAGGUGAACUAUUUUUUUCGGUUAAUUAUUGUUGUCGUUCUGUUCGGUCCAAUGUUUUUAUUGGUUUUGCUGGUAUGAAAGUUGUUUCGGAUAAAAUACCGUGGACAGUCAAACUACUAGUCAACGGAGAAGCUGAAGUGUAAGCUCUAAAGAUCGCAGGCGAUGGAGGCGAACAAGCCUGAAACGCACUUCCAAAAGAAGGUUAAACUGGCCGUGGGAUGGAUCUAAGGUCAUCUUGAUGCUCAAGUUAGAGUUUCCUUUGAGAUGAUGCAUAGACAGUGAGCUAGAAGAAAAGAAUCUUGUGGCGUUUUGCAAAAAAUGUAACCCCCCACACCACGUGUUAGCUAAGUGAGCAUCUAGAGAACUGAGUUUGACAACCACAUAAUUGUCGAACCAUUCUUAAGAUGCUACGCAUCUAAGAAUUUUGUCCAUGCGUCUCAGAAUAUUCAUCACUACUGCUAGUGCUAGUGAGUCCAUACAUAAAGCAAACAUAUUUCAAGAAUAGGGAAAGUGACAUUAGUACGAAGUGACAUUAAAGAAGAUGAUGUAUAGCUUUAUUCGAAAUGAAGAUGUUAGCGGUUGAGGCUAAGGUGAAGUUGUCGCCUAAGGUGACAGGGCAGAUUGAGACAACGUC
Zingiber officinale is the source of this 1857-nucleotide messenger RNA. Its product is annotated as Werner Syndrome-like exonuclease. Gene Ontology annotation, molecular function: 3'-5' exonuclease activity; nucleic acid binding. The record is from RefSeq and is a predicted model, not a curated record. Bases 59 to 670 code for a protein of 203 amino acids. The transcript has a single exon. Gene Ontology annotation, cellular component: nucleus; cytoplasm. Lineage: Eukaryota; Viridiplantae; Streptophyta; Magnoliopsida; Zingiberales; Zingiberaceae. Gene Ontology annotation, biological process: nucleobase-containing compound metabolic process.